Molecule: messenger RNA, 1614 nt
Organism: Alternaria infectoria
Lineage: Eukaryota; Fungi; Ascomycota; Dothideomycetes; Pleosporales; Pleosporaceae
Exons: 3
Coding region: 1-1614 (537 amino acids)
Source: RefSeq, a predicted model, not a curated record
AUGCCAAACAUCUCGCCCGCGAGCCUGUCAUCAAGGAAGAAGUACAGUCUGGGCGACUUUGUUCAGUAUGCUAGAGGCAAACAUGAGGACCAAUAUGCCGCGGUCGCCGAUCUCAGCAUAUACAAGUUCGCCGACAAAGCAUAUCUGGACGAGAACAACACACCUUGCCGCCGGCAUAUGCUCCUCGUCGGUCACUAUUGGCGAAAGAGCGGCGGUCGGCCUGCGUGGGCACAUGCGACUGGUACUCACAUACGCUACUAUUCGGGUGAGGGAAUUCAGGUCAAUCCACUGAUUCAGGACAUCCAAUCCUCCAAGGUCUACUACGGAACGCCCUUCAACGCGAUGAGCGGCAUUCACGACUCCAGCAACACGAAGCCUCGCAUGACUGUCGAACGCAAGUUCGAGCGGGCCCUGGUCGAGUCUGUCAUUAACUUCAUAUUCCUCAAGAAGGGCCAAUUGGUAUGGGCGUUGGAUCUGGAGAGUCCGGACAUGCUCGGAAGCUUUAGACUGGCGUGCAGGAACUUUGCGCAAUACCAGAAGAUGCCUCGGACUGACACGAGAUCUCUGGAUGAAGAACUUCUGGACAUCCAGGCAGAAAAUGCAGCAGUACAGGAGCAGGCUCAGUUCAUCCAAGGAUACAGCGGCGGCAACGGUCUUGCGUUCAGAAGCGGGUCCUCGGCCUUGACGCUCCCUGCCAAACGCUCCUUCGUAGACCUGACGGACAGCGCAUCUGAUGAUGCAUCGCAGGGCUCCAACAAACGUUUAUCUCCAUCCGAGUCCGCUGUCGCGAACCAAGACGCCGAAAUAUACGCUGGAUUGGAACAAGAGGUGCAGGCUCUCAGAGCUAAGCUUGAACAACAGGAAGCCAAGAUCGAUGCAUCCGAGGCUGAGGUCAUGCGGCAAAAGGCGAAGAGACGAACCUUACGAACGCAACGAGAAGAGUGGAAAGAAAAGUACAUCGCCCAACAGAGUCUUACCCAGGCACCGGCCGAAAGUGUCAAAGAAGAGGAAGAGAGUGAAGAUUGGAAGGGGAUGCUGUUCGAGCAAGAAAGAAAGACUGAGCAUUACAAGCUCAAGUACAUUGCGCUGAAAGAAGAGAAGAGAAAUUGGCAGGUACAAGUCAGAGAGCAAGUCAAGGAUAUUGCAGACGACGAAGCCGUAAUUCACCCCACCGGCACCGGCAUAUCAGACGACCAUAUACAAGAGGGAGAUAGGGUGAAGCAGCCGAGCGAACACGGUGGAAAGAAGAAUGCUCUGAUAAGUCAAACCAAACCCAGAGCCAUAAGACCGACAGAGAGAAAAGAUGCUAUCUUACUUCGUGAAAGUCUGACGAAGUAUUGGAUGUCUACUUCAGAAUCCAUGGAGAAGUAUUUCGACGGCCGAAAUCUUAACAGAAAAAGGCGAAAAGAUUUGGUAUUAGACGAAUUGACCAUGAUGGCGGCCUUACUGCUUCAUGAGGAGCAACUCAAGGGUGUUGAUGUCAAGCGAGAAGAUGUGAAAAGGCGGGCGUAUAUUCAAGCAGUUGAGCAAACCGAGCACUUGAUGGAGACACAGGGAGUUCUCGUCAAGGCCAAAAAGGCGAAGAACAGGUCAAAGCGAACUACUCUGGCGUGA